Molecule: messenger RNA, 906 nt
Organism: Hypomesus transpacificus
Lineage: Eukaryota; Metazoa; Chordata; Actinopteri; Osmeriformes; Osmeridae
Product: claudin-14-like
Exons: 2
Coding region: 1-753 (250 amino acids)
Biological process (GO): cell adhesion; bicellular tight junction assembly
Cellular component (GO): plasma membrane; bicellular tight junction
Molecular function (GO): structural molecule activity
Source: RefSeq, a predicted model, not a curated record
AUGGCUAGUAUGGCUGUUCAGCUCCUGGGCUUUUUUCUGGGUCUGCUGGGGUUUGUGGGUACUGUAGUUGCCACCGUGCUGCCACACUGGCGGCGAACGGCCUAUGUGGGCUCCAACAUCAUCACUGCCACCUUUUAUAUGAAGGGCCUGUGGAUGGAGUGCAUGUGGCACAGCACGGGCCUCUACCAAUGUGAGGUCCACCGAUCACUGCUGGCGCUGCCACCUGACCUACAGGCGGCGCGGGCACUGAUGGUCCUGUCCUGCUUCACCUCCGCCCUGGCAGCCGUGGUGGCCUCCGUGGGCAUGAAGUGUACUCGCUGUGCCCGGGGUUCGCCCACCAAGCACGUCCUCGCACUCUCCGGAGGGGUCUGCUUCCUGUGCGCCGGCCUGCUCAGCCUCGUCACCGUCUCCUGGACGACCAACGACGUGAUCGUGGAGUUCUACAACCCCACGCUGCCCAGCGGGAUGAAGUACGAGAUCGGCCUGGCCGUGUACCUGGGUUACGCCUCCUCCUGUAUGAGUCUGACGGGGGGGUCGGUGCUUUGCUGGAACUCGGGGGGCGGCAGACCGAGGAACCCCCUCCCUCGGCGACGGCAUCGCCAUCGCCGCCCCCCGCCCCCCCCCCCCCCUGCACUGAGUAACAUAAACACCCCUGCACCCCCUUACAAGCCCCCCGCUGAGCUAAAAAGCAACCACACACCCUCACACACCUCCGCCUCCAGCAGUGGCUAUAGACUCAGUGACUAUGUCUGAUGACCAAGUGUGCAGACCUUCAUAAUGACCUUGUCUGAGGGGGAAGGACACUGUCUGAGGACUUUAGUUACUUCAGACUGUCAUGACUCCAGCUUCAAUUGCUUCUUUUUUAUGUUAAUACAAUAGUGCGCACUGUUGGAAUUUCCUGACUUA